Molecule: messenger RNA, 1296 nt
Organism: Melitaea cinxia (Glanville fritillary)
Lineage: Eukaryota; Metazoa; Arthropoda; Insecta; Lepidoptera; Nymphalidae
Exons: 1
Coding region: 1-1293 (430 amino acids)
Source: RefSeq, a predicted model, not a curated record
AUGGAACAAAUAUUUAUGAUCGAGGUCUUUGUGAAAAAGAUUGUACUAAAAAUAGUACCACCAGAGAAAGAUGAGUACGAACUCAAAAUGGAAGAAGAAGAGAGGAAAAGAGAGGCAGAAGCGUUAGCUGCUGCGGAAGCGGCAAAGAAAGGCAAGAAGGGAGCUGCGAAGAAACCGCCAAAAGCUAAAAAGGGCAAGAAAGGGAAAGAACCACCGAUGCCUUCGGAAGAAGAAAUGAAAUUCAUGCAAACAUGCACAAUGCAAUUCAACUGUUUACCAUUAUUCGACUUUUAUGUAGCGCAUGACAAUUUUAUAGCUCCUCCUCCUCCCCUACCACCUGGUAAGAAAGGAAAGAAACCCCCGAAACCCAAAAAAGGCAAAAAAGGAAAGGUGCAACCUGUCAAAAUUGUUCUCCCAUCGGAGCCCUUACCACAACCUCCCUAUUUCGGGGUUGGGAACUCUAUAAUGUUCCUUUCAAGACCUUCUAAACUAGAGGAAGUGUUGAAGAAGACACCUAUUUAUAUAACAGUGUGGAAUAGAGACCAAGACAUGAACUGUAUAGGAUUCUGUAUUGUUGAGUGGCAUGAGUCUUUCUUUAAUUGUCUUCAAAAAGCUGCAGAAUUAAAUCCGGUUAAUAUGGACCAGGCUGAAUACAGAGAUACGUCACGACCGGAAAUGGUAACAAAUACAGUAGAAUUAACGCGAGCUUUGCAAUGUGAAGAGGAUUUGAAAGCGUCAGGUGAAAUCGAAUUUUUUAUUCGAUUAACAUGUAUGGGCAAUAGGGUCAUAAGUUAUUUUGUUGCAUUGCCAGAAAUGGAGAGACUGCCUGGCCGUAAAUAUUUAUCGGAUGACUUAAAAUUAAAAGAUGUCGAAGUGGUUCGCCACUGGGAAGGUACGACGAUAGAUGCUGUUCCACCAGUCGCUUACUUUUUUGGAGCUCCAGAUAUUAUCCGAGAACCUAUUAGACCAGUAGAAGAACCAAAAGUAUACGAUGAUUUUGUUGCACCGUAUACAUCUAGUGAAUUAGCUAUUCUUGCUAUGGGAUUUCCUAAGGGUCCCUGUGGGGGAACUAACUGCCCUAAAAGAAUGGAAUAUAGAGGCAGUCAGCAUCAGUUUAUUCAUGGAGAAACGGUUAAAGGGAAGUAUCAACAUGGACAAUUUGUAAAUAAAAGAGAUGUUCAUGGACCUUGCGGUAGACUCGAUUGUCCAUUAGCAAAGAAAAUUCGUGCAUAUCUAUGUACAGAGGGAAGCUACAAAACUUGUAGAAAACCAUGCCCCAAAGAUUAUUAUUAACUU